AUGGCGCAUCACCCAAUCAUCCGACGCAGGGUCUCGGAGAAUAAACUCCAGGAGGAGCUCGAUCGUCUCGUCAAGUUUCGUCGAACUUUUCGCUACAUCGCCAUAGAUACGGAGUUCACGGGCGUCGUCAAUUCCGCUCCUUCCGAUGCUUCCGAGGAAGGUCUAUAUAGCAUCGUCAAAGAAAGCGUCGACAAUAUGAAGCUGAUACAGCUCGGAAUCACCUUGUUCGACUAUAACGGCAAUACUCCGGGCUUGUGCUGGGAGUUCAACUUCUCCGAUAUCUCGCCUCUUCCGUCGAAUGUCUCCAUCGACUUGUUGCGCCGAAGCGGCCACGAUUUCGAACGAAACGUGCGAGAGGGGAUCAGUGGCGACAUGUGCGGCAAUCUUCUACGCCAAAAUCUCUUCAACGGAGACGACGAGUCCGUUUACGUCACCUUCCAUGGCCUGUACGAUUUUGCCUACGUGAUCAAGCUGAUUACCGGAGGAGCGCCGUUGCCUGAUAACUUGGGACAGUUUAUAGCUUCGGUGAGGAAAACGUUUGGCCAUUUCUACGAUCUCAAGUACAUAGGAGAGCAAUUAAGCAGCAGAACUUUUGGUUUAAUGAGCCUUGCAAGAGAACUAGGAGUAGAAGCAUAUGGGAUCCAUCAUCAAGCAGCACACGAUAGUGUAACGAUUGGCAGAGAGUUCAUCGAGAUGGAGCGGAUGUGUCACAUCGAAGGGGACGAAAGGUUCGUCUCCGUCCUCUAUGGCUUCAGUAACAGUUGCAUGGACCGCGACGGGGAGAAUGCGAAUGCUAACUAUGGUCACCACCGGUUCCAAGCUCCUCGCGCUUACUAUGGUCACCACGGGUACCAAGCGCCUCAUGCUUACUAUGGUCACCACAGGCACCAACCUCUUCGGGCUUACUAUGGUCACCACCGGUACCAAGCUCCUCGUGCUAUUCCUCCAACGAUGCUUGCAUUGCAACCUCAUGCCGGCCUCCCGUUUCGAGUUCAUGAUGGUGGUUUCCCGGUGCUUCCAUUUCAAGCUUAUGGGGUGCCCAACUUAUUGCCGUUGCAUCAAGCUCAUGGGGUUCCGAGUUCAUCGGAGUCCCAACAUCAGCAAAGCACCCUUUCAUGCCACAUCAAUGGAUUACGUUUCCGGGAUCGGGUACGUGAAAGUUAG
Molecule: messenger RNA, 1164 nt
Organism: Musa acuminata AAA Group (dessert banana)
Lineage: Eukaryota; Viridiplantae; Streptophyta; Magnoliopsida; Zingiberales; Musaceae
Product: putative CCR4-associated factor 1 homolog 8
Exons: 1
Coding region: 1-1164 (387 amino acids)
Cellular component (GO): P-body; CCR4-NOT core complex; CCR4-NOT complex
Molecular function (GO): poly(A)-specific ribonuclease activity; nucleic acid binding
Source: RefSeq, a predicted model, not a curated record